AUGCCUCCGCUUCUUCCGACAGUCCCCAUCACCUCAUGGAAGCCUCGAAUCAUAUGUUACUUCCAAACCUACCAUCGCGGUGACCAAUAUGUCUCUCUUCUUCCCCUCCUCACCAACCCCUCUGGGAUCACACACGUUAUAUUAGCAGCCAUACAUGUCAAUUGGGACCCUCAGCAUUUGACACUCAAUGAUGAUCCUCCCGAUCACGAAAAAUACACUCAGCUAUGGGACGAAGUCCUCGUGCUCCAGGAUUCCGGGAUCAAGGUCUUGGGCAUGUUGGGCGGCGCUGCCCGGGGUUCCUUUGCGAGGCUCGACUACUCUGAAUCAAGGACCGAUGUCCCCAGAGCACGAUUUGAAAGUUAUUAUAUUCCAUUACGCAAUAUGAUAAGGCGGUAUAACCUCGACGGACUAGAUCUGGAUGUCGAAGAGGAAAUGUCCCUGCCUGGGAUUGUGCAUCUGAUCGAUCGUCUAAGAGCAGAUUUUGGACGUCAGUUCAUCAUCACACUCGCCCCUGUGGCUACGGCUCUUAUGGCUGGGCGGCCGCACUUGUCUGGAUUCGAUUACCGCAUGCUCGAAGCCAUGCGCGGGUCAAGUAUUGCGUGGUAUAACACGCAAUUUUACAACGGAUGGGGAGGAUUGCAUAAUACGGCUGCCUAUGAUGAGAUCAUGCGCAAUGGGUGGUCCGCGGAGAAAGUUGUGGCGGGAAUGCUGACGAACCCGAAACACGGCGGGAGUGGGUACGUGCCACUGGAGUUGUCGGCGGCGGUGUUGAGCAUGCUGGUGGAGAGGUAUCCAGAAUUUGGAGGGGUGAUGGGGUGGGAAUACUGGGAUGCACUGCCUCAAGAAGGCGAGAAUUGUUGGAUGUGGGCUUAUUGUAUGGGCCUGUGUAUGGGGAUGAAAAAGGUGCGGGAUGCGGCCUUGGUGGUACAACUAGGGAGGGGGUUGGCUGGGAUUUCUGUGAAUCGGUGA
Cladophialophora psammophila CBS 110553 is the source of this 969-nucleotide messenger RNA. Its product is annotated as chitinase. Gene Ontology annotation, biological process: carbohydrate metabolic process. Gene Ontology annotation, molecular function: chitinase activity. The coding region runs from base 1 to 969 and encodes 322 amino acids. The transcript has a single exon. Gene Ontology annotation, cellular component: extracellular region. NCBI's taxonomy places the organism in Eukaryota, Fungi, Ascomycota, Eurotiomycetes, Chaetothyriales, Herpotrichiellaceae. The record is from RefSeq and is a predicted model, not a curated record.